AUGAAGACUCGUGAUGUGGUUUUAAUAUCUCUUCUAAGCGUGGGAGCGGCAGCAGCAGUAUUUGCUGUAGCUGCUUACUUGUAUAUUCGUCGGAGACGACGAAAGAGGGAAGACGACGAAGAUGGUACCAGCUGUGCUAUCAGGAGAGGCCUAUGUCCAGCAGUGGACGAAAGCAGGCUGAAUAUGAUUAUGAUGAUGAAACGUCCCACUACUGGGCAUGGACUUCCUCAUUGUUUGAAAUCAGACCAUAUUUCUUCU
This is a messenger RNA of Brenthis ino (lesser marbled fritillary), 258 nucleotides long. Lineage: Eukaryota; Metazoa; Arthropoda; Insecta; Lepidoptera; Nymphalidae. The record is from the annotation of a GenBank genome assembly.